This is a messenger RNA of Lates calcarifer (barramundi perch), 933 nucleotides long. RefSeq names its product odorant receptor 131-2-like. NCBI's taxonomy places the organism in Eukaryota, Metazoa, Chordata, Actinopteri, Centropomidae. The coding region runs from base 1 to 933 and encodes 310 amino acids. Gene Ontology annotation, cellular component: membrane. The record is from RefSeq and is a predicted model, not a curated record. The transcript has a single exon. Gene Ontology annotation, biological process: G protein-coupled receptor signaling pathway. Gene Ontology annotation, molecular function: G protein-coupled receptor activity.
AUGGCAAAUAACAAUUCACUGGUUGGUACUGAGUCCUUCCGGCGUCAGACCAUCAACCAGGUCAUUAUUGUUCAGAUCUUGGUAAUAAUUUUUCUCUGCAUCAACUUGGUGCAAAUUGUAACCUUUUUUAAAAAGGAGUAUUUCUACACAACUGCUCGCUACAUCUUAUUUGCUGUUACAUUACUGUCAGACAGUUUUUUAUUGUUCAUGUCUGAUAUCCUGCUCAUCUUGACCCAUUCUCAUUUUGCCAUUCAGGUUUGGUCAUGUGCUGUUACCUGUGCUGUGCUACUUCUUUAUACUACAGUCACACCAGUUACUUUGACAGCCAUGACCGUAGAACGCUAUGUAGCCAUUUGUAUGCCCCUGCGUCAUGGAGAGCUCUGCUCCACACGCAGCACUAUGCAUUGUAUCCUCAUCAUUCAUGGCCUCAGCUCUGUGCCCUGCUUUGUUAUUCUCUCCACCUUCUUUGCAUCAGCAUCUCUUAGCUUCUACAAACAAUAUCAGAUAUGUUCAGUGGAGAUUUUUAUAUUUUACGUGUGGCAGCAUCAUCUUAGAUCAGCUGUGUAUCAACUCCAGUUUUUGAUUAUGUGCAUCAUCAUUGUUUUCUGCUAUGUGAAAAUAAUGAAAGUGGCCAAAGCUGCAUCAGGAGAGGAUAAAAAGUCAACAAAGAAAGGGCUCAGAACAGUGCUUAUUCAUGGUUUUCAGCUGCUGCUCUGUCUCAUCCAGCUGUGGACUCCAUUCAUAGAGACUUCAGAUUUACUUCUACAGCUUGAUUUUAGAUUAUAUAUAGAUGUCAGGUACAUUAACUACAUAAUGUUUCAUCUUGCACCAAGAUGUUUGAGUCCUCUCAUUUAUGGCCUCAGAGAUGAAGUUUUUUGUCAUGCAUUGAAAAUGAAUGUCUCCUUUGGCUUGUAUAAAAGAAAUAUUGUUUGA